AUGCUUUCUGAGGAGAGAAAGAAAAGGCAAACUAAACAACUUCAUGAUGGUAAAGCUAACUAUAUGCUUGAUGAUCUUCCAGAAAUGCUGGUUAAUGCGAUGAUGGACAAGCGAGUUGUUGAACGACUGCAAUUUCUGUCAAAGAGUAUGAUGCCAAGUGUGGCACAAGAUAUUUUGCUCAUAAGACAUAUCAUUGAGGAGUUUGCUGCAAUUUAUGAAGAUGAGUUGCAAGACUGGUUAUUUUUUUUCACUGGAAGAACGUUUUCUUUAUCAUCUAUCCGCAGAUGCUUGCAGAAAAUGGGUUGGUCGAGAAGGAAGUUAAACAUUUAUGCAGUUCAAAGGAGUGACAUGAAAAGAGCAGAAUAUCGUAGAAGGAUAGCACAGUUUCAGCCUCAUCAAUUUAUUUUUAUUGAUGAAUCUUCAAAGGAUGAUAGAACAUUUCAGAGACGAUAUGGUCGUGGAUUAAAAGGCAGAAGAAUUUCAGUGAGAGGAAACUUUACACGUGGAAAACGCUACAGUGUGUUAUGUGCAAUCAGUAAUCUUGGUGUAAAGGCAGCACAUUCUAUUCUUGGGUCAUACGAUAUGGAACAAUUUGAAUUUGCAAUGGAACAUUUUGUAAUACCAUAUGUUGGCUCAGUUGCAAGAAAUGAACCAUGUUCAGUGGUUGUGAUGGACAAUUGCAGCAUUCACAACUCAAAUAAAACUAUUGAAACGAUCAGGAAGAAAGGAGGAGUUGUAUUCUUUCUACCACCCUAUUCUCCUGAUAUGAAUCCGAUUGAGGAAGCUUUUGGAACUGCCAAAACAUGGCUACAGAGAAAUGACAAUAUUUGUGUGAAAUAUCCAAAGAGGUGUUUUGAAAUAGCUCUGGCACAGAUAACUGCAAAACAAUGUACCGGAUUUUUUAAGGACAGUGGAUAUUUUUAA
This is a messenger RNA of Dendronephthya gigantea, 924 nucleotides long. RefSeq lists its product as uncharacterized. The transcript is spliced from 7 exons. Gene Ontology annotation, molecular function: nucleic acid binding. The coding region runs from base 1 to 924 and encodes 307 amino acids. NCBI's taxonomy places the organism in Eukaryota, Metazoa, Cnidaria, Anthozoa, Malacalcyonacea, Nephtheidae. The record is from RefSeq and is a predicted model, not a curated record.